AUGACAAGCGGAUUUGUGAGCACAUCUGAGCUCGACCAAGAGAAAUCAUCACGACAAGAAGCAUGGGAGAAGGUUCGUAAACCUACAGAUGCAGUUUUAGCCCCAGAGCCAGAGUAUUGUAACAAAACCCUGUUUGAGCAGCUGAAAGAUAAUAAAGAUGCAAAGCAAUUGGAAAUUGAUGAGGCUAAAAAACUCAAAAACAUGGUUCGUGGUAUUGACGAAGACGAAAGUACGUUUCUAUCAGAUCUUGAUAGUACAAAGCGAGUUGUGAAGUUGCAAAUGAAAAGAGAAGAACAAGAAGUUAUAAAAGAGAUGACUGUAACACAACACCUCGCUGCAAAUCAGUCAUCCGUUCCUCGAUUCAUUUUGAAACCAUCUACUUCUGCAGUUGGAGUGGCACCACCAAAGUCAAAACAAGCUGCGUUUUUGAGCACUGCGAUUAAAAGAAAGUCUACCAGCGCCGGUCCGGAAGACAAAAAACAAGAGGAUGCCGUUCCCACAAAAGUCUCGAAAGCGGAGCCAGUUAUAAAACAAGUUGGAGCUCUUCAGGCUUUAUGCGAUUAUGCUCCAUCGAGUGAUUCUGAUAGCGAUGCAUCUUCUGACGAUGAACCAGAAACCGUUCCCAUUCUAGUCACAGCAACUACUGGAAAAAAGCAACAAAGCGGGUGCCAGUGA
Molecule: messenger RNA, 675 nt
Organism: Caenorhabditis remanei
Lineage: Eukaryota; Metazoa; Nematoda; Chromadorea; Rhabditida; Rhabditidae
Exons: 5
Coding region: 1-675 (224 amino acids)
Cellular component (GO): nucleus
Source: RefSeq, a predicted model, not a curated record